ACUUCGGUCACAUGACGAUGUUUUGCAUUUUGCACUAGCCGUGACUAGGAAGAUGAAACGAACGAGGUUUAAAUGGACUUUAUUUAACUUAGUCUCUCUAUUUUUUGGAAUAACCUAUAGUUUAGAAUGUAGUCCAUCUACUUUGCCUCUUGAAUUUUCGUCGUUUUAUUUUCUUCGCCAUCAAGAAUCUGUGUUCCCUGAUGUUACGUUUCAAAGUUUAAAAGAUGAUAAUCCGGAGUCAAAUAUGACUGACGCAUGCUGUUCAUACUUAGAUCAUUUUGCGAACAGCGCUUCAAACUUCAUUAAAUGUUCAAUAGAACGAUCGAGGCCGUUCAGAUUCUGUGAGGAGUGUGUGAUACCUUAUGCAAGGGCGAAAAGCAUUUAUGAAGAUAUUGAAAAGAAUGUUGGAGGCUGCCAUGUUGUUUUACUGGAUGCAGACAGAGUGCAAUCAAUAUUACAGAUCUAUACCAUGAUAAAGACUCUCUGGGAUAAAUCCUAUUGUGACAAUUGCUUUGUACAAGAAUCCAUCAAAGAGGAUCAAAAUGGGACGGUAACCUACGAGUUUAACACCGAUACUAUCGACUUCCUAGACCAGUACAAAAACCUGACAUUAUGUAUAAAACCGUACACCAACGACACUUAUCCAGACAUCAAUAAAGAGACAGUCAUCAACAAAACAGUCUGCAGUGCCUGCCUACAGGAUUAUUCCACACUCAACAGUCAUUUUAAGGACAUCAGGAAAACCACUGGUGGAAAAAUAUGCAUGGACCUUGUUGACAUGAUGAACUACACGCGGUUAAUGUGGGGAGGGGAGACGGACCUGAACUGUACCCAGCAUGACAGAGACGACAUGCCUGUCUUACUGACCAGCUUCAUCAUCCUGACCACCCCCCUGCUGUUCUACGGCGCCAGCUGUAUCUGUGGGGAGAGGAGGAAACUCAAACUCUUGACACAGAAGAGACUGAAGAAUCCGAUAUCUGUGGAAGUUUCCCACCUGAACCAUAGCUCAGAGGGUAAUCACGUCUAUAGCCACACCAACAGCGUGUCCUAGAAUCUCUGUCAUCGUAGGGGUCUUACAAGAGUCUUACAGGGGUCUUACAGGAGUCUUACAGGACUAUAAAUUCCGACCAGCACAUCUACCUUCUCUGUGUCAUUUAUGGCAUUUACAGACAACUCAAAGAAGUUUCAAAAGAAUUGUUGAUAUUCUGUUGU
Molecule: messenger RNA, 1212 nt
Organism: Magallana angulata
Lineage: Eukaryota; Metazoa; Mollusca; Bivalvia; Ostreida; Ostreidae
Product: osteopetrosis-associated transmembrane protein 1-like
Exons: 6
Coding region: 53-1051 (332 amino acids)
Cellular component (GO): cytosol
Source: RefSeq, a predicted model, not a curated record